Messenger RNA from Hyaena hyaena (striped hyena), 2387 nucleotides. It is a transcript of the gene MPEG1, whose product is annotated as macrophage expressed 1. Bases 56 to 2209 code for a protein of 717 amino acids. The record is from RefSeq and is a predicted model, not a curated record. Lineage: Eukaryota; Metazoa; Chordata; Mammalia; Carnivora; Hyaenidae. The transcript has a single exon. Gene Ontology annotation, biological process: defense response to bacterium.
GCCAAGCUCGCUGGCCGCUGCUUAGGGCUGGCGGGUGGCCGGGGCUGUCUGAGCCAUGAACGGCCUCAGGGGUGCUAUCCUCUUGUGGGCAUUGGUAGCAUGGGCUCAAGCGGAUGAGCCUCUGGGCGAGACAGAUGAGACUACAUUUCAAAAAUGCAGGAAUGCCUUAAAACUACCUGUUCUGGAAGUCUUACCCGGAGGGGGCUGGGAUAACCUGCGGAAUGUGGACAUGGGACGGGUGAUGGACCUGACUUACAGGAGCUGCAAGACCACAGAGGAUGGACAGUACAUCAUCCCCGACCAGGUCAUCAGCAUCGCCCAGAAACAGAGCAACCUGGAGAUGAACUCCGAAAUCCUGGAGUCCUGGGUGAAUUACCAGAGCAGCACCUCCUACUCCAUCAACCUGGAGCUCUCCCUUUUUUCCAAGGUCAAUGGCAAGUUCUCCUCUGAUUUCCAGAAGAUGAAGACCCUUCAAGUGAACGACCAAGCCAUAACGACCCGGGUUCAGGUGAGAAACCUGAUCUACACAGUCAACAUCAACCCAGCUUCAAAGCUCAGCAGGGGGUUUACGAAGCAGCUCUUGGACAUCUCUGAUCACCUGGAGAACAACCAGACGCGGAUGGCCACCUACCUGGCAGAACUGCUGGUCCUCAACUACGGCACCCAUGUCAUCACCAGUGUGGGUGCCGGGGCUGCUCUCAUCCAGGAGGACCAUAUCCGAGCCUCGUUCCUGCAGGACAGCCAGAGCAGCCGCAUUGCCCUGACCUCAUCCGCUGGCGCUGCCUUUUUGGACGUCGUGAACUUCAAAUUUGAGGAGAAGUACACCUCACAGAACGCCCUCACCAAGAGCUACCUCUCUAACCGAACCAACUCCAGGGUGCAGAGCAUCGGAGGGCUUCCUUUUUACCCGGGCAUCACCCUUCAGGCCUGGCAGCAAGGCAUCGCCAACCACUUGGUGGCCAUUGAUCGCGACGGCCUGCCCCUGCACUUCUUCGUCAACCCCAACAUGCUGCCCGAGUUGCCGGGGCCGCUCGUGAAGAAGCUGUCCAGGACGGUGGAGGCUGCUGUGAGACACUAUUACGCCUUCAACACCUACCCUGGGUGCACAGAUGUCAAUUCGCCCAACUUCAAUUUUCAGGCCAACACUGAUGAUGGCUCUUGCGAGGGAAAAAUGACCAAUUUCUCCUUUGGGGGAGUUUAUCAGGAAUGCGCCCAGCUCUCUGGGAAGGAGUUUGUCCAACUCUGCCAAAACCUGGAGCAGAAGAAUCCGCUCACUGGCGAUUUCUCCUGCCCCUCUGGCUACUCCUCAAUCAACCUGCUGUCCCAGGUUCAUGAGGAGGGUUACAACCACCUGGAGUGCCUGCGGAGGUGCACCUUCCUCGUCUUCUGCAAGACGGUGUGCGAAGACGUGUUCCGGGUGGCGAAGGCUGAAUUUAGGGCUUUUUGGUGUGUGGCCAGUGGGCAGAUACCAGAAAACUCAGGACUGCUUUUCGGGGGCCUCUUCAGCGGUAAGAGCGUAAACCCUCUGACGAAUGCACAGUCGUGUCCACCUGGCUAUUUUCCACUGAGACUCUUUGAAAACCUCAAGGUAUGUGCCUCUCAGGACUAUGAGCUGGGCUACAGGUUUUCGGCCCCCUUUGGUGGGUUCUUUAGCUGCACAGUCGGGAACCCCUUGGUGAAUGCUGCCCUAUCCAGAGAUUUAGAGGCACCUUCUCUAAGAAAGUGUCCCGGGGGCUUCAGCCAACACCUCGCAAUCAUCAGUGACGGGUGCCAAGUGUCCUACUGUGUCAAGGCGGGGCUGUUCACGGGAGGGACUCUGCCCCCUGCCAGGCUGCCACCGUACACCCGGCCACCCCUCAUGAGUCAGGCUGCCACCAACACCGUCAUGGUGACCAACAGUGAGACUGCAAGCUCCUGGAUCAAGGAUUCUGAGACCCACCAGUGGAGGCUGGGGGAGCCGUUAGAGCUACGCAGGGCCAUGAGGGUCAUCCGUGGGGAUGGCAGCGGUCUGUCCGGAGGGGCGGCCGCCGGGGUCACAGUGGGGGUCACCGCUGUCCUGGCGGCCGCCAUCACCCUGGCCAUCUACGGCACCCGGAAGUACAAGAAGAGGGAAUACCAGGCCUUGGAGGACGAGACGCAGAGUUUGGCCGCAGGCCUGGCAGCGCCUGGAGAUGCCCCCAGCCAAGAGCGGGAGCAGAGUCCUGCUUAAGUCUGUCCCAGGAGACAUUUCUCCCACCUCUGGCCAGAGCUGCAAACCUGCCUCUCCCUCCUUCUCUCCCCACUUCUGCCUGCCUGAGGACUGGAGUGGCAGGUGCAACGAAAAGCAGGUAUAACUUUGUGACUUCCUUAGGGCCCUGGGCCAGGAAAUAAACAGAGAGCUCUGUGGA